Molecule: messenger RNA, 1068 nt
Organism: Choloepus didactylus (southern two-toed sloth)
Lineage: Eukaryota; Metazoa; Chordata; Mammalia; Pilosa; Megalonychidae
Product: olfactory receptor 7C1-like
Exons: 2
Coding region: 16-1068 (350 amino acids)
Biological process (GO): G protein-coupled receptor signaling pathway
Cellular component (GO): membrane
Molecular function (GO): G protein-coupled receptor activity; olfactory receptor activity
Source: RefSeq, a predicted model, not a curated record
UUCCUUCUCUAUCAGAUGGCCCCCAGGGACACAUCUCUGGCCAUUGGCAUGGUCUCACUGAUGCUACGCCUCAGCUGGACCUGGGUGGAGCUGGUCAUCUCAGAAGACAAGAGAAGUAUUCAGUUUCUCUGGUGUAUUAUCCACAUGGAAUCAGAAAAUCAAACAAGUGUUUCAGAAUUCCUCCUCCUGGGAUUUUCAGAGAAGACAUUCAUUCAAUUCAUUCUCUUUGGGCUGUUCCUGUACAUGUACCUGGUCAUUUUCUCCGGGAACCUGUUCAUCAUACUGGCAAUCAUCUCAGACUCCCACCUCCACACACCCAUGUACUUCUUCCUCUCCAACUUGUCCUUUGCUGACUUCGGGUUUGCCUCCACCACUGUCCCAAAAAUGCUGGUAAACAUCCAGACACAGAAUAAAGUUAUCACCUAUGCAGGCUGCCUCACUCAGAUUUACUUCUUUGUUGUUUUUGGAUGCCUGGACAGUUUACUCCUGACUGAAAUGGCCUAUGACCGAUUUGUGGCCAUCUGUCAUCCCCUGCACUAUACCAACAUCAUGAACCCCUGGCUCUGUGCACUGCUGAUUCUGGGGUCCUGGUUCCUCAGUUUCAUUGUCUCCAUGAUCCAAACUUUGACCCUGUUGAGGCUCACCUUCUGCCCACACACAGAAAUCCCAUACUUUUAUUGUGAUCCUUCUGAAGUCCAGAAGGUUGCCUGUUCUGACACCCUCUUCAAUUACAUAGUGACAUACACUGAAACUUGCAUUCUGGCUUUGAUUCCUUUAACUGGAAUAUUAUGGUCUUAUUCUAAGAUUGUCUCCUCCAUUCUGAAAAUUUCUUCAGCUGAAGGGAAGUAUAAAGCAUUUUCCACAUGUGGGUCUCACCUGUCAGUUGUCUCCUUGUUCUAUGGCACUGGCCUUGGGGUCUACCUGAGCUCUGCUGGUUCACCAUCCUCCAGAACACGUCUAGUGGCCUCAGUGAUGUACACUGUAGUCACUCCCAUGCUGAACCCCUUCAUCUACAGCCUGAGGAACAGGGAAAUGAAGAGGGCCCUGAGGAGGCUGCUCUGCAAAUGA